Molecule: messenger RNA, 6001 nt
Organism: Dermacentor silvarum
Lineage: Eukaryota; Metazoa; Arthropoda; Arachnida; Ixodida; Ixodidae
Product: immunoglobulin superfamily member 10-like
Exons: 6
Coding region: 1092-2174 (360 amino acids)
Biological process (GO): synapse organization
Cellular component (GO): neuron projection membrane
Source: RefSeq, a predicted model, not a curated record
CCGCAAACAUUGAUCGCAGUGUGCCGGCUGACUCGCUCGGCCUCGGACGGAGGUGACGCUGUCGUCGUUCCUCUGCUCGGGGCUUCUCCGCAUAGCAGAACCCGCCGACGAUCCCGCGCCUCCUUCGCCGCCGCUCGCCUUUUUGCGGCCUUCGUCAUCGCCGGCGCCUCCCGCGCGGCGACAGCGAGCAGUGCUGCUGGCCGGCUGGAAUGCCAAGUGCCUCGGCGCGCGCCAUCGACGAAACGCGUCGUCUUCCGCUGCUGCCCUGAGCGCUGCACAUUUCUUUCUUGUUGCACGGGCUUGAACGACACGUCGUGAACACCUGUCUUGGGUCGCGCUGCUGUCUCCUGCACUGAAGCGCCGUGGGAAGUGAAGGCUGGACGCGUAUGCUUGAUGCGGCAACGCCUGCUCGCUCCCGGAUAAUUUAGUUCUUUUUUUUUUUUGUUUUCUUGGCACGGCUUUACGAGCCACGGAUUGCAAUUUUGUGAACAGUGUUUACUGCUGAUCUGAGUGCUGCCGGAAGUGGCGCGUCUGGUUGGGGAAACGUAUCUCCUCAGGGUGUCACGGAGAUGUGAACAUUCGUAAGAACCUCGAAGAUGCUUUUGGAUUAACGUAACUAUUUCUCAUCGGCAGGCGUGGCAACUUGACGGACCACUGGAAUUACCGCAAGCGUGAUGGCUCAGUGAUUGUCGUGAUCUUGUGGAAAUCGUUCGAGUUACAUUGAUGACAGCGGCCAACGCAAGCACAUUUCAUCUGUCAAACGUGGAUAAACGCCCGAUCUCUGACAGCCAUAAACGUGCUUAACUGUCACGUGCUGGUGAUCGCUUAUCAGCGCACACAAGUGCUGCCCUCUGCGACACUCUCGCAAGUAAUUCCUACUUCGUGGUAGUCAUCCCGUGCGGUGCGGCAUUAGAACUAGGCUGCUUGCGUGUGUUGCUCGGCACCUUUUCCCUCUAUUUUUUGGCUGGCAUCUGAUGCUCUAGAGGGGCAAGGCGCGGAAGAAUUGUACUGAACAUUACGUAGCAGGUCGCAGAUCACCGGAGUUUCUCACAUUCUCACUGGUGACAGUGCGAGCACGAUUGGAUAACACCAUGAGGCGUUCCUGGGUAAUCCUGGAGCCACUUUUGCUGUGCCUCGUCGUCGGGUUUGAAGUGAAGGGGACGCAGCUGACAGAUACGACGGAGACAGCACUCACGGCAACCAAUGCAUCGCUAGUCCUGCCCGGACCAGGGGUGUCGGAGGCGACCCGCACAGAGCGCAGCUUUCGUUCAGCGGGUGCCGAGGAACGGCGUGCGGAAGCGACGUCUUCGGGAGGCUCCUCCGCACUUCCGCCGCCAGGCAGCGCGUCGCUGGUGACGGGUGUGGGAGGCAGCAGCAGCAGCGGCGAGCCUCCGUCCCGGCCGAGUGCGUACUGGGACGACCCCCACUUCAGGCCCCGCUUCGACAACAGCACCGAACGGAACGUCACCGCGCAGCUGGGCAAAUCCGCCUUCCUGCACUGUCGCAUCCGACAGCUCGGCGACAGGACGGUGUCGUGGGUCCGGCAGCGUGACCUGCACAUCCUGACGGUGGGCACGUACACGUACACGUCGGACCAGCGGUUCCAUUCGAUUCACCUGGAAGGAUCCGAGGACUGGACGCUCGAGAUUCGCUACACGCAGAAGUGGGACGCCGGCGUCUACGAAUGCCAGGUCUCUACCGAACCCAAAAUGAGCCUCAACAUCUCGCUAUCCGUGGUCGUGGCGAAGGCACGCAUACCUGAGGGCAGCAACCUGUACAUCCAGAGCGGCAACACCAUCAACCUGACGUGCGUGGUGACUGACACGCGUACGCCCCCAGUGUACGUCUUCUGGUACCACGAUGACCGCAUGAUCAACUACGACUCGAGUCGUCGGGAGGGAAUUCGCGUUGUCACCGAACGGGGCCCAGCCACCACCGUCUCCAGGCUGCAGGUUCUUGACGCAGCCACUCGGGACUCUGGCAACUACUCCUGCAUACCAUCUUACGCAGACCCUGCAAACAUCACGGUGCACGUGCUCAACGGCGAGAAGCCGGCGGCCAUGCAGCACGGACGCCAGGGCAACCUGGCCGAGCGGUCGCUGUCUUCGCUGCUGCUGGUGUCGGCAGUGCUGCUCCUACACCGGCUCUUCUCGUACUUCGUGGUGCACAGAUAGUGCGACGGACAUCGGGACCUUCCCCGCGCCUCCACCAGGCCCCGCCCUCGGAAGAAGUCGAACCACCCUUGAAUCGCGCAUAACGUGCACGGACCAAAACGGCGCCGUCGACCUUCUUCCUACCACCACCGGCGUUCGACCCCGCGAGAAGACGCCGAGCGGAGUCGCCGCCGCGGGCGCUUCCGUGGAGACUCGCCGUGCGUUCGGCGGAAAGCUUGGCGCAGUUUUUGCGCUGUCCUUCUUUGAUCCGAGGCACCACACAUGACGUUGCGCCAGGGGGUCUAAGCAAACGUGCUCACGUGACAAGUUCUUACAGCGACGGUGCAAAGACGGUGCUUGACGAGACGCACAAGAGGGAGUAGAGAGGGCCGAGGUUUAGUCCCUGAUGGAUGUGAAAGAUGAAGAGAGAGAACCAAACGCAGGGCACUGACCCUUAGUGUCCUCGGCACAGGCGGGCACCGUCGCCACUUGCAAUGUUCAGAAACCGGGCUCCUGUCGCCAUGUGGUCAAUCCGUUCGACUGCUUCGUUCGUGUUUAUGUUAUACAGUUUACUUGCGAAUUACGCGCAAGCGUUGCUGUUGGAUCUCAUCACCAGACACUUUCGCAAGAAGGAAAACCAAGAAAACCUCGCCUGUCGAGUCUUCCGUGGAAUGUGUCCGCACUAUCUGGUUCUCGUCGCACCUACUACGGGAAGCGCCACCUAUCUGCCACUUCUGACAAGGACCCGAGCACGACCAUGUGGAAUUUAUUAGUGCCAGUGGGACGUUAACAUUCCUCGAGAAGGCCGAAGAACAGGUUUUGCCGCAAAUAUUAUUUCUUUUUUCGUAGUGUAAUGCCCGUCAUCAACCAUGGGGACCCAUAAUAUUUGGCUUCUUUCAGUGCGAGUGUUACGAGAAAAACAAUGGCCUACAUGGGAACGUCGUUAAAUAUACGUAAAAAAAUGACACAAGAAAACCAAGCGUACUCCAGAAAGGCCUCGGGUGAUGUUACGUAACAAGAACAUUCUCCUUUUUUGGAAACUCAAAUUUCGUACGCGCCGACUUCUUGGAAAGUAUCAGCUAGAGAUGUCGUGCAGUACAUUCCCUGUUAAAGAUGAUGUGCAUCCUUUGAGAAUAGAAACGUGUAGAUUGAAUGGCCAAAGGGCAAGUCACAGUACGGAUGGCCAAACAGCACGCCAUGUCUACCCUCCUCUCUGAGUAACAUGCGUGCUCUUGUCCGAAUAUUUAGUGAGGUAGGUGAGACCCCAUAAACAAAGAAUACCCGAAGAGUUUUCUCCACUGUGGCGAGCCUAUACGUUACAUUUUAGCUUAAUGAUGUGUAUUUUCCACGAACACUUUUCUGGAAGAAUGUUGCCAUCAUUCAUCGUUAACAUCACCACUCACGCCCAUUUAAUCAUCGGUUUAACGCAUGGCCAACCAAAAUCAUACAUACUGCAUGCACUCUAAACACACCUAUCUCGAAACAAGCCUUCGUUGGUAGCUCGCUAGGCAGUGCGCUCAAGGCUUUGUUUUGAAGCUAAACACCGUUCUCGUGGCAUUAGAUUUCUUAGUUUUUUUUUUGUUUUUGUCAAGGUAGGCUUAUGUUGUAUUGGUGUGUAUCACUGCCUACUGUUUCCUUUGUUGCUGUAAGUCGUCAUCUGUUCAACGAGAUCCAUGCUGUGUGUACUCCGUCGGACAAGUAUGUGCGGAGCUUCUGCUUGUUCCGAAACGUUCUAGUCACUAUGACAGAAACAUUUUCGUUCAUCUCCCCAGAGGUAUGUCGUAUUGAGAUGUUACAUGAUACACUAUUUUAUCACAUCGUGUACUUUUUUACGAAAGAAAGUGUAGCAAGAAAGUAGCUUGUCCACGACCAUCCCCUCAAAGCUCGAAGGCAGUGUCUCCGCAUGGGCACACUACUGCAGAAGGACUUUAAUUCUGCCGACAAGCAGAUCCUGCGAGGUCAAUUUCUGCCAGCGCGUAUGCAUUUCCGAGCCCCAAACGUGCUGUUAAAGGCUCUGUGGUAUGCAAUGUAGAUGGCACAUUACAUCACAAACAAUUUAUAAAAUCGAGCGGCUUAAGCUUAUUUACUCCUUCGCGCAAGGGAAACAAACGUAUACCUCCUCAAACGACACAUUUGCUUUAUUACAGGCGCCCAAAGAGGAGAGAAACGAACUUAAAUCAAUCUUGAGAGCGUUUAUUUCGUUAACAUGUGAAUCUAGCAUGGAGGUACACUUUAGUUAAGAUGCAACAGCUAGUUAACCGCACUUCAGCUUAAGUAGGUAGCGCAUCGAUUUGUUCCAGCAACGCCAGGCGUGUGACAUAUUCCCACGCGCUUGGCGCUGAUAAAAUAUAUGCCCCCAAAAGGCGUAUAAUGAAGUGCUGUCAGGGUGUAAACCACCAAAUAUUGCGAAGCGGUCAAGUGCAUUGUGGAAUUUCCACCACCAUCAGCGCUGUAGAGCAGCGGUGAAAUUCUGUUGCUGAUAGGGAUUCAUAUUCGUAAUCUCGCAACUCUUACGGUUGUGCGCAGAAGUUUCCGCGUUUGCUAAGCGGCUAUGACGUUGCGUUGCUGAGCUCAAGGUUGCGGGAUCGAAUCCCGGCCGCGGCUGCCGCAUUCCGACGAAAGCGGAACGCAAAAACACCCGUGUACUUAGAUUUAGGUGCACGUUCAAGAACCCGAGGGGUUAAAAUUAAUCCCGAGUCCCACAGUACGGCGUAACUACGGCACGUAAAACCCCAAAAUCUAAUUUUACUUGCGCACAGAACAUCUGGUACUCAUUUUGUGAUGUUUGAGGAUAACGAGACUCGCGCCUUGCGUUUACAUGCGCGCGCAACAUGUGCUCGCCAACAGGUACCAACAUUUUGAAAAAACGCAUUCCCCAACUACACUUCAUACCGUAAUAUCCAAAUAAAUACCGCUCAGCACGUCGCAAUUCGUGAUGAGGCCUAUGUAGCAGAUUACUGUAACGAACAUAAGUUGAGUGAAUUGCUCGUUCUAAAUGCCGCCUUUAUGCACUGAUGUGUACCUUCCCUCCCCAACACCGACUUCCAAGCACUUUGUGCUCUAAUUGCACUGUGAAUCUUUGCCAGUCCACCUCAACCUGCUUACUCAACUGGUCGCGUUCUCUGACUCAGAAAAAUGUGCGUCGUUCCGAAUCGGCCACCAAAAUUAAUUGCUACAGGAGUGCACACGCGAAGUUGUAGACAAACCACGGCUGAUAGUCGCCCCAAGUUUGCGUCUGCCUUUUGUUCCCGAAAAAAAAAUUGUUUUCCUUCGUCGUUGACCGGGCGGCGGCUAAGCCGCAUAGUGUUCCCGAGGUCACCACUCAAAGUGCACGAUGGGCGGCUGCGACGCGAAGCCGCUUACAGCGCCGCACUGGCGAACCAAGUGAGAGAGACACAUGGCCACGCUUGCGGCGUUAUUGCUUUGGAAGAAUCGCAGGCCGUCGUCGCAGAGGCCACGCGCGUGUGUGUGUGUGUGCGUGCGUAAAUGUGUUGUUGCCACCCCAUCCUCUGUCCCACUUACUUCCUCCGAGAUGAGCGUCACCGAAGCAGCCGCGUCAGUUCAUUAAUUAGUCUGAAAGAGUGGACUCAAUACGCAAGAAGAUAGCGGGAGUGAAGACACGCGCAAGCGAUGCAGCCCAAGUCCUGGAAGAAUAAAAGGGGCAGCCUCGCGCAGGCAGCCAUUGUUUGAACGGCAGUGUCUUAGUGUGAUUCCUUUGCGCAGUCCAAUGCGUAGGUUGAAGGCACACGUCACGAGCCGUCACCAGGACAGCAUUCGCGCGACGAAUUUCUGGCCAACCAGUGCUCGAUUUACAUCGUAUGGUGACCAAGAUUGCCCCGCUGCUUUUU